UGCUUACACAAAAAAAUAAGCUUUACGAAGUUUAAAAUUUAAUCGUGCACCCUUUCUUUUUAUUAUUGUUUUUUCUCUCUUUGCAGUUCAAUAUCGCCAACCUCAGUACGGGAUGCCAGAAGAAGCUAGAAAUCGACGAUGACCAGAAACUAUCAACACAAUACCUCAUAAUCAUAGCAAGGGGCAUGCAAAUGUGGAACCUCUUUUCAACAGCUUGGUCUUGCAGCAAUACAUUCUUUUAUGCUCACAGGUGUGAUGUGAACCUCUUGUUGGCGACAUUAUGUACUCGUACCAUUCAAACCCGUGAAGGAAGUAUAGUUAAAGCUCUUGAUUGUAAUGCUGCUGUGGCUAGUCGGGAUGCAUUGGCAAAGACAUUUUAUGCUCGAUUGUUUGAUUGGCUUGUUGAUAAGAUUAAUAUAUCCGUGGGGAAAGAUCCAAAUUCCCAUGUGCAAAUUGGAGUUUUGGACAUCUAUGGAUUUGAAUGCUUUAAGCAUAAUAGAUUAUGACCCCCUCUCUCACGAGCAUGCUAGCUGGGAAAUAUGUUCCAGUAGAUGUUGCUGCACUGCUAAACUCAACACUCAAGGCGAAUUCUUUUGUCGCAUAACUUUUCUUUUCUCCAAAUAUUGUUCAUUCCUUGUGGUUAGUACUUAACCAGACCAUUACCCCAGGUGGUCUAAAUGAUGUUACAUUAUCUGGUUUGGAUGUUACAUUUGAGUUUUAGAAAAUGAAAAUAUUAGAAAAAAUUUGCAAAUGGUGGUGGAUCUGUAUCCUGAUGCUACUUUAUUGAUGGUGGAUUUGUAAAUUUAACAGC
Gossypium raimondii (Peruvian cotton) is the source of this 811-nucleotide messenger RNA. Its product is annotated as myosin-15. Gene Ontology annotation, cellular component: actin cytoskeleton; cytoplasm; vesicle. Gene Ontology annotation, biological process: actin filament organization; vesicle transport along actin filament. The record is from RefSeq and is a predicted model, not a curated record. The transcript has 5 exons. Lineage: Eukaryota; Viridiplantae; Streptophyta; Magnoliopsida; Malvales; Malvaceae. Gene Ontology annotation, molecular function: microfilament motor activity; ATP binding; actin filament binding. Bases 186 to 506 code for a protein of 106 amino acids.